Physella acuta is the source of this 1140-nucleotide messenger RNA. RefSeq names its product phospholipid-transporting ATPase ABCA3. Gene Ontology annotation, cellular component: intracellular membrane-bounded organelle; membrane. Gene Ontology annotation, biological process: transmembrane transport; lipid transport. Gene Ontology annotation, molecular function: ABC-type transporter activity; lipid carrier activity; ATP binding. The record is from RefSeq and is a predicted model, not a curated record. NCBI's taxonomy places the organism in Eukaryota, Metazoa, Mollusca, Gastropoda, Physidae.
AUGGGGGCCCCAGUGUUGAAUGUUUAUGUUUUAUCAUCCCAGAUGUAUGGUAAGAAGGAGGUCGUCUCAGACUUAAAUCUUGACCUGCUUGAAGGCCAGAUAACGGUUUUAUUGGGCCACAACGGUGCGGGGAAAACAACCACAAUCAAUAUAGCCACAGGUUUUCUGGCCCCAACCCAAGGCAGCGUCCUGAUUGGGGACCUGAAUGUGAUAAAGAACACGGCGGACGCCCGGAAGUGUAUCGGCCUGUGCACAGAACGUUUGAACCUGUUUCAAAAACUUACCUGUAAGGAGCACCUCAUUUUCUUUCUUAAGCUCAAGGGAAUCUACUCUGCGAACCAUUUAAACUCAGUGAAGGAUUAUUUAGACUAUCUGGGGCUAAAAGACAAGCAAAACACCAGGUCAGGCGCCCUCUCUAAUGGUCAGCAGAGGAAGUUAUCCUUGGCUUGUGCUUUUAUCGGGGACACCAAGGUUGUGUUUCUGGACGAGCCAUCAACCGGCCUUGACCCCACGUCCAGACAGGAGAUGUGGAGCUUCCUGAAACGGAUGAGGACCAACAGGACCAUCCUGCUGACCACCCACGACAUGAACGAGGCGGAGCUGCUGGGCGACAGGAUCGCCAUCAUGGUGGAGGGGAGAGUUAAAUGCUGCGGCACGCCCAUGUUUUUGAAAGAGGCCUACGGUAUUGGCUACGAAAUGACGUUUAUCAAAAGUCACGAUUGUGUCACGGCUGAAAUAACAAAGAUAGUGACCAAAGCUAUGCCGGAGGCCAUUUACACAGGUGAAACCAACUCGGAAAUAUUCUACCUGCUGCCCGAGGACUUGACGCACAAGUUCCCCGAGUUCCUCAUGACACUGGAACACAGACAGGCCCCGCUCAAGUACGCCAGCUACACUCUAUCUGCCACCUCCAUAGAGGACGUCUUUCUCAGAGCUGGAGCGAACGCCCGCCGUGUCAGCGAGGACGAAAACUCCCUGGCUGAUGAAGAAGAACAAGCGCCGAACACCCGCCUUCCUGCUAGCAAAAUGUCACGGGUGAGCAGAGCAACGGCAAACAUGCGCGUGAGCAGGCCAACGGCAGACAGACGCGUGAGCAGCGCACCCUUUAACCGCCGCUUCAGUAUGAGGUACGACGCUUAG